GCACUGGCGAUUUGCCCCCAAAUGCGAGGUCCGGUCAAAGUUUCAUUCAUGAUCCCAAGGUUUAUUAUUUCUUCACUUUCUUUUUUCUUUUUAAUCUUUUCUAUAGUGAAGAAUUUUCCACGAUUUUUAGAGAAAAAUGCAAUCAAUUUCUCCUUAUUGUUGUUGGGAAAUACAUCGGAAACAGUAGGAAAAUGGAUAAAUACGCAAAUGAAGUAAGUCAAAAACGGUUGUGUUAAAGCUUAGCUAUGGAAUUUCAUGUGUAAUUUUCUAGGUAAAUUUACAGGGAUUAGAAUGCAGUUAUUCCUUUAAUGUAUAAGUAGUAUGGGAAUUUAUAAAUGAUGAUACAGGGAGACCUCAGACCUAUAGCUGCAAAGUCGCAUAAAAUCCCUUUCGUUUUAACAAACAUGUAAAGUUAAUGGAGCAAGAUACAACUAUCUCUACAUUAAAAUGUAAUUUUUCCUUUUUAUCUUUUCUGUAACUGUUUUGAAAAGUAUGUGGCUUUCUGGUUAAUACAUCAAGCUUUGUUAGUUAGUUUACAUUAUGUUUGAGGGGAAUAAGGUCCUUGUUUAUAGGUUGCAGGGGAAACAGAGACAAAGGGUCAAAUUAAGCUGCGGUUCAAGACGGCAGCAGGAAAGGAUGUAGUCUGUGUAAGGUCAUUCCAGCUGACACAGAAGGGAUCAAAGAUGGAGUAUAAAGCUAUCGAGAGUGUGCUUCAAACCAUAAACCCGCAUAGUGGAGAGGUUGAAAUUGCUUUAACUUUUAGAAUGGUCUUGCUCUAUCAAAUAAACUUACCCUUGCUUCUUCCUUAUUUGUGGAUAUAACCCAAGAACCUUUAAGAUCUUAGAUGGCUUCUUCAGCAACAUAAUUCACUUGUGAUUUUUGUUUUGAUUGCAAGUAUGAUUGUGAUUCUUACCACCUGAUUAUGUUAUUAAUGUAAUUUUCCCCUCAUUUCCAUGAUAUGAUGAUUAUACAAGAUCUCUAAGUGUUUCACAAUACUUGUCUCUUCCAUUUACCCUUUCUAGACAGCAAUCCUCUAAGUGGAUGGUUAUCCUUGCAAAUAUGUUUUGCUUGUUCUCUUGUUUUAAUCCUUUUUACAAGGGCAACCCACUUGGGCAUUUCAUGUCUGCUGCUGGUUGUGAUAAAUUUGCUUCAUCCACUACUUUUAGAUUCUUAAGUUUGUUUGUCUGUUUGUGUGGGGCAGGGGUCAUUAGCCAUGCAUAGGGUAACUCAUGCAGCGAAGUUGAAUUGAACUUUAGCCUUCCCCAUUGAUUCAUUCUUUUACCAGAAAAAUCCCAGUUGGAAAAAAAGUUUGGUUUAACAUGAACUACGUUAGUUCUGCUGUAGUUAAUCUAACCAGGCUGGUACUGAGGUUUAGUUGAGUUAAAAUUUUCUUUUACACUCUAGCUGUUAGCUAGGCUUGUAAAAUGGUAGCUUUCAAUAUUAGAGAUUUAGCUAGUGGACUGAUGAAUAAUCCCUUUUAGUAAGGAUGAAGUCCUCAUGAUUGACUGAGUAAAAAAAUGGAAGACUG
This is a messenger RNA of Rubroshorea leprosula, 1528 nucleotides long. The record is from the annotation of a GenBank genome assembly. NCBI's taxonomy places the organism in Eukaryota, Viridiplantae, Streptophyta, Magnoliopsida, Malvales, Dipterocarpaceae.